Messenger RNA from Branchiostoma belcheri (Belcher's lancelet), 2485 nucleotides. RefSeq names its product ERI1 exoribonuclease 2-like. The coding region runs from base 150 to 2117 and encodes 655 amino acids. Gene Ontology annotation, biological process: exonucleolytic trimming to generate mature 3'-end of 5.8S rRNA from tricistronic rRNA transcript (SSU-rRNA, 5.8S rRNA, LSU-rRNA). The transcript is spliced from 3 exons. NCBI's taxonomy places the organism in Eukaryota, Metazoa, Chordata, Leptocardii, Amphioxiformes, Branchiostomatidae. Gene Ontology annotation, molecular function: nucleic acid binding; zinc ion binding; 3'-5'-RNA exonuclease activity. The record is from RefSeq and is a predicted model, not a curated record.
UUAUAGUUGCUAGAACGGGAAAUCACGAGAUUAAAAUAUUUGAAUGGAAGACAAAGCGGGAAGGUUGAACCCCAACUUCAAGCCAAGCUGAAUAAUGAGGUAGAAAUUGAACUAGUGUAUUCAAGAGGCAAAUUAUAUAGACGACAAAGAUGAAGUCCACCAAAUCCUUAGCACGGCAGCUUGGUAUCAUCAAGAAGCACCUCAGGCAUGCUGACCACAGCAACACCACUCCCAGGGUCACUCCCCAGGCCUUCAGCUACCUGGUGGUUAUUGACUUUGAGGCGACCUGUUGGAAGAAUGGGGAGGGUCCGGUAGGGACACAGUCUGAGGUGAUUGAGUUUCCAGCGGUCCUUCUCAAUACAGCCACAGGAGAGAUAGAGGCAGAAUUCCACAGGUAUGUUCAGCCUCAGGAACAUCCAUACUUGAGUAAUUUCUGUACAGAACUGACUGGAAUAACCCAGGACCAAGUUGACCAUGGCAUUCCUCUCCACAUCUGCUUGGCUCAGUUCGGCAGGUGGCUAACCAGUGUCCAAACAGACAAAUCUGUCCACUUUGUGACGGGAAAAACAGUUGGGAAGAAUACAGCAAACAAAUGGGGCACUUUUGUUACCUGGUCUGACUGGGAUCUAGGCAUCUGCCUCCUGUAUGAAUGUCGCCGGAAGGGCAUCUCGAAACCAAGCGCUUUAAACUGUUGGUUAGAUCUGAGGGCUACUUAUAAGAAGUUCUACGGUCGUAAGCCAAAUGGAUUGAAAGGGGCUCUCAGAGACUUGGGGAUAGAGUUUGAGGGAAGGGAGCAUUCCGGGAUUGAAGAUGCAAGAAACACGGCUAAGCUGGCCUGGAGAAUGAUGGGUGAUGGCUGUGUGAUGCAGGUCACCAAAAGUCUGGUUGGUCCGACUCCUCAACUUAAGGUAACCAAUCAGGUAAUAACAAGUCCUCAGGCCAUGCAGGGUCUUCGAACAACUUCAAAAUCAGUCAACAACAGUCCAUCUGUGCAACAAAGGAAUGUAAAAAGCUUACCUACAUCAAUGUUGCAAGAGGAAGGUGUUGUAGUAAAACGAACAAAUGGGAUGAACUUGCCAAAGGACAACGGAAAUCCCCUUCUAAACAGCUCAUCGAUCCAUGAUGCAUCAUCAACAUUCUCUGAUUCAGUGACGAGAACCAGCUCCAGAAACCAUUCCAUUGGCAAUCAACACCUUCCACCCCAAAGUACCAGUAGUAUGAAGAAGGCAUGUGCGACAGGCAGCAAGUAUACAGCAUACAAGGGGAAGACUACUAACAUGUCAGCCCCCAGAGGUAAGGUGUUUGCUCAGCCGCUGUCAAGCACAAGGCAAGGUGCUCAAGUUUACACAUCACCAGCAUCUGUACAGGUUCAAGCAUCCACCACAAAGUCUACUGCCUUGCUGGCAAACCUUGGGAAGGUAGGUGUGAAAUUUGCUCCAACUCUCAGCAACCAUGUACCUCACACAGUAACAAAUGAUACAGGUGACAAAAAGGAGUGUCUCAACUUUGGACCUUGCCAUCCCAACACUGCAGGACAAUGCGAUCCACUGACAACGCAGUGUCAUCAUCACAGCAGGCCUAACAACAAGGGUGCAGACAUGACAGCAAGGGGACAACCUCCAGCAAACAAUUGGAAGAGUCCUUCAACUGAAGUAGAGGGGUCAAAUGCAGAAGGCACUCUUGGGAACCGUAAUACAGCUAGUAUGUUUACAACUCCAAAACAGGUACAUAUGAAAGACAACAGGCAGUCAGUAAGACCCUCCAGUUCUAAGACUCAUUCAGUGGCAAGCACUGGAAGAAACCCUUUAGUAAUUCGCACCAGUAGGAUCACGCCCCCAUUUUGCACGUGCGGUCGGCGUGCCAAACGGAGGAGUGUAGUGAACCCGGGACCCAACCUCGGUAGGCAGUUUUGGGUCUGUGGGACAGGAAGGAGGGACAGCGCAAAAAGUUGUAACUUUUUUAAAUGGGAAACUCUGUACAGUUCAAGAGGGAACUUGAAUGGAAGCAUGCACUGUAAUACAGAUAUAUGCUCCACUGGAAAUAGAAAUAGGCAAACAUUUCCACAUGGGCCCUCUAUAGAGCCACCAUUGCCACGUAUGAACCUAGAUGAUGCCUAAUGAAUAUUACAAUGUAGUAUUUAGUAGCAGCUGGCAACAAUGGAGAGUUUCCAUACUUUUCAACAAUAACUGUCAUUUGGCAGUAGUAAUAAUUAUGUUAAUUUAAACUUUUAAAGAUACUUAAACAUUAUUUAUUUUUAUCCUAGUGCUCUUUUAAUUGUUUCAAUAAAAAUGUAAUACUGCAUCUUCAUUUUGAAUUCACAAGACAGUUUAAUGGUUGUUCCAUCUUUUAUAUAAGAAUAUUGUACUAGACUACUACUAGUACACAUAUGAGAAGGGACAAGAUUUCAUUUCUGUAUCAAGAAAAUAGUGCAUUAUUAUAUGCAACAAUCAUUAGGUUGAAGGAAUAAAUUAAACGUACACUUGAA